Raphanus sativus (radish) is the source of this 966-nucleotide messenger RNA. Its product is annotated as putative cysteine-rich repeat secretory protein 17. Bases 137 to 922 code for a protein of 261 amino acids. Lineage: Eukaryota; Viridiplantae; Streptophyta; Magnoliopsida; Brassicales; Brassicaceae. The transcript has 2 exons. The record is from RefSeq and is a predicted model, not a curated record.
CAAACAAAUUGCGAACUGGGUAACCAGAAAAAUAUAUUAUAUAUAUAAACAUCACAUACCUGUUGAGUCUUACAUAAACAUCAGUCCCAACGAAUCAUCUAGAAAAAAUCCUCUUUGAGAAAAAUAAAUCAGAACUAUGUACUCUUCAUCAUCUGUAUCAAAACGCCUCAUUUUGAUUCAUGUCUUAGCCAUACAACUUCUCUUUAUAAGCAGCAAAUUGUCCUUAAACACUACAAAUGCGUAUCUCAACCUCAAAUGCUUGGAUAGUCAAGGAAAAUACAAGCCGGGAAGCGAUUACCAGGAACUUUUAAAAAAAGUCAUAAAAAUGUUCUAUAAAAACAGUAACGAUAAACCAGGUUUCGCUCUGCUCGGCUCUGAUGACUUAUCCGCUAUCCUUCAGUGCCGUGGCGAUUCCUAUGGCCCCAAAUGCCGCGACUGCUUUGCCACCUCCAUGGCUGUGCUUCGUAAGAGAUGUCCGUGGUAUAGGGGGAGAAUAGUAUGGUAUGACCAAUGUCUUCUGUCGUUUUCGUCCACAUAUGCUACUGGAAAGAUCGAUUACGACAAUAUCUUUUGUAUGUCCAACGCAAAGAAGUUGGGAGAUAAACUCGGGUUUGCAAGUGUUUGGAAUACUCUCAUGGACAAUCUGACGACGUUAGCCCUCAGUCAAGUUAACUACACUCAGCCAACAGCAUUAUACUCUGUGGGGGAGACUCGGUUCAAGGGUGAUACAAUUUAUGGAAUGGUGCAGUGUACCAAAGACAUAUCACCACAAGCUUGUGAAGAGUGUUUGGUUUUCAAUAGGUUGCAUUUUCAAGAUUGCUUGAAUGAUAAACGAGGAGCGAGAUUUGUGGGUACGAGCUGUACUUUUAGGUUUGAGUUUUAUCCUUUUAUUAACAAGCCGGUCGAGUAUUUAAAAAGUUAAAUAAAUAAUUAACUUUUUGUUUGUUUUUUUCAAUCAAAAGCUUA